This is a messenger RNA of Chrysemys picta bellii (western painted turtle), 5043 nucleotides long. RefSeq names its product transmembrane protein 178B (gene TMEM178B). The record is from RefSeq and is a predicted model, not a curated record. Lineage: Eukaryota; Metazoa; Chordata; Testudines; Emydidae. Gene Ontology annotation, cellular component: membrane.
UUUGGCUCAGUGCUCUGUAUUCUCUGUCUGUAGGCUUUAGCCAAGGCUGCAGGGCUCAGUGUUUGAACAAGGAAUGAUUCCCAGGUGUACAGAAGAUUGGAUUCGCUCUUAUUUGGGUUGAACACGGUGAAAUGAGAUUUUUAAAGCUCGCGGACUCCAGCUCGCCUUCUGUUGCUCCCGAUCUCGGCGAGAUGGGUGAGUUAUUCCCGUUAGAAAAGAAGGGAAUGGAAAUUUAAGCAAAAAAAAAAUGUCUGAAUAUAUAACUGCUGAGGCUGGGGAUAGGAAUCGCAGGAAGCUGCUGAGCUAGUGAUCUUGGCUCCUGUGUGGAGAUCAGGCCAUAUGUCAGAGAAAUGGUGCAGACCGAAAGCUGUUGACAACUGUUAGAGGCUGUUUUCCUUCCCCCCCCCUUCUUAGGUUGGUUGUUUUUUCCCUACCAUCCUUUUAAUCAGCCCUGCCUGCCUGCCUGCCUGCCUGCCUUCAUUUUGCAGAUGGGGAACGUGCCUGUGUAUUAGGAAAACCUUGCCCAACGAAUUGAAGCCCCGGUGAAAAAGGACUCUUUGCAACAACAGGAGGGGAACGCGAGGGAAAAAAGGCUGGGGUCUAGGACUGUCUUCAUUGCUGCCUGAAGGAAGCUGGCACGGUCCAUGGUGCUGAAUCCUGCAUCUCUUCCAACCCUCAUCCUCCAGCCGCCUCACGCUGAGCCCUGGGCACCGGCGGGGCUGCUGCGUUUCUGUGGAUGAGAGCAGAACCCCGGUGCGGUGGGUAAGUCGCUGCGCUCCAGCUUCAGCCAGUCAAGGGAAGAAACUGAUCCAUUCCGUUGCCUUGAUGACAGCACCACCGACAACAAAACAAACCUAGUGAAUGGCAAGGCUGGGACAGAGGCGGAGGUGGUUUUGAAACAAAGAUGUCACUGGCUGCACACCUACAUGCAGUCUGCUAAUGGAAAGACGCCUGCGAGUGUGGAUCGCUAAUUAGGGGUGGAGGGACCCCCCCCCCAGACCAGGGAUUGAAAUUAAAACAACACAUUUCUUCCCCACCUCCCCUUCCCGACCCUAACCAUCCAGCCAACCAGCUGAUGCGCUUGUCGGGCUACUGACAAAGAAAAGGCAAGUCAUUGAUUCUUGCAACCAGGAUAGCUGUGACUGCUGCCGUUGAACUUUCCUCUCCAGCCCUGUGCUCUUGGGAUGUUGCAGGUCACACGCUGAUAUUAAAGGGACCCUUCUGUCUUCGUCAGCUGGCCAGAUCGAAAGAGCUUGGUGGACCGAUCUUACGGCCAGAGCCUUCAGGACACUGCAAGGGAAGAUUCCUUGCCCUGACCCCCAGACCCCUUCCAUGCCCAUGCAGCGGGGGGCACACACCUCUGUACAGGCACGCCUCUGUUUUUAAGUGGGAAGCUCAGAUUUCUUCGCCGGGUCUGCACUUGGCAUGCUCUGCGCUGGAAGAGUGGAGCCAUAAGAGAAGCGGGUGAGUCUCCAGGAUUGCCUCCAGGCCAGAACUUCGUAGAGCUUUUCCAGGCUCCGGCGGCUUGGAUGUGAACCCGCCCGAGUUGUUGACAUUGAAGGCAGACGCGCUGUCAAGUGACUCCCAGCAGCUGCUCCUGGAGGUUUCCGCGGGGUCUCGCGUGGAAGGGCUUUGCCUGUUGUGAAGAUGUCCAUGGUGUUGCUGUGAAGCUGAGGUAUGGCUGCGGGAAGGUUACUGCUCUAUGCUGGCCUCUCUCUAGCUUUGUGUGCCCUGGGCAUGCUGGCGGUGGCAAUCUGCUCCGACCACUGGUAUGAAACGGACGCCAGGAAGCACAGAGAGAGGUGCAAAAGCUUCACCACCAGGAGAAACGACCCUGGCUUCAUUUACAACUCCAACAACAACCUGCCUCUGAGGGCCAGCAGAUCUAGGUUGGACCGCUGGGAAGGGAAACUCCUCUUGGCAAGGAACAGGAGGCAGCUCUUUGCAAUGAGCGCCGCCGAUGAGUGCAACAGACAGUACAACUCAACCAACAUGGGGCUCUGGAGGAAAUGCCACAGACUGGGCUUCGACCAAGAGCUGGAGGAGCUGAUUGCCAAAGGAGCAAUUGAUCAGUGCACGUACAUCAAGUACCACUACUCCUCAGCAACAAUUCCCAAGAACCUCACCUACAACAUCACCAAGACAAUCCGCCAGGAUGAGUGGCAUGCCUUGCACCUGCGUAGGAUGACGGCUGGCUUUAUGGGCAUGGCUGUGGCCAUCAUCCUCUUUGGAUGGAUUAUCGGGGUGCUGGGGUGCUGCUGGGAUCGAGGCCUUAUGCAGUAUGUAGCAGGGCUUCUCUUCCUCAUGGGAGGUACCUUCUGCAUCAUUUCACUGUGCACAUGCGUGGCUGGAAUCAACUUCGAGCUCUCCCGCUACCCCCGCUACCUGUACGGACUUCCCGAUGACAUCAGUCAUGGCUACGGCUGGUCCAUGUUCUGUGCGUGGGGAGGCCUGGGCCUCACUCUUAUAUCGGGCUUCUUCUGCACCCUGGCCCCUUCUGUCCAACCUGUCCCCAGGACCAACUGCCCCAAAUCCAGACCUGAGAAUGGGACAGUGUGCUAAAAUAAAUAAACAAAUGUGUGUAUAUAUAUAUAUGUAUACACAUACAUACAUAUAUAUAUAUGUAUAGAUAUAUUUAUCUCAAACUGAUGCCAGUGCCAAGGUAGAGCUCAGUUCAACAUGGCACCUGCAUCUCCCCAGGACUUUCUGUUGCUUCGUUCUUUCUCACAGAGAUGGGAAAGCUUUUCUGUAACAUGGCUCUUCCAUCUAACUCUUAACUUCAGUAUCAUAAUGUAAAGGUCAAGUGAAAAUACUGUUGCAUCUAUCUACUGCCACCUGGGGUGGGUGGGGAAGCAGGUUAUAUGGAGGAUGUGAAACCUGAGUCUGUACAGGACGUGGGGAACCAAAAACUAUCAACUGCAAGGCAAGAGGAGAAUACAAGCAACAAGCAAAGAAACGAAUCAACCAUCUGAGUCACCUCUAGAAUGUAACCUCCUCGAGGCCAUUUUCAAACCCCUAACACCUUUAAAAAAACAAACUGUCCCAUCGUUAUUUUUCUUCCUGCCUAAAAAAGCGGGGGGGAGGAAGCAUUUUCUCUUUGCCUGCCAAACUUUAAAAAAACAAACAAAUAAAAUAAAUAUGGAACAACAAACAAACAAACAAAGAAGAAAAAAACCAUGAGGACAUUUCAGCGGAUGUUCUAACAAUGCCGUUUUAAUCUUCCAGCUGCCUUACAUCCAGGCUUAACACGGAGGCUGAACUGCUAACAGAGACGCAGUGGGGGGCCUUUUGAAAAUGCUGUGAUACAUGUGUGUAUAACUCUAUUUUCCCUUCUUUUUUUUAACAAAAAGAAAAAUUUAAAAACAUUGAAAUGUGAUCGUCUAUAAUCCAUCCAUGCUGUGUUUGUAGCCCAAGGAAGAGGCAUCAAGACUGCAGAAGUGCGAGGGAAGGCACGAGUUCUGAGACAGCCGGUCUCCUUCGCUGGAGGUUGUUGGUUUUUUUCAAACGGAACAAUGGAAAAUUCAGGAUGGUGGAUACCAGGAAAGAACCAUCCGGGGGAAGGGAGGUGGGAUAGCCCUUGCAGUUGAUUUUCCUGAAUAUUUAUUUGAGUAGGAUUUGUUUUAUUUUCCAUUUUGGAAAUUAAAGACCAUUGGGCAAAAGCCAUUGCGGAGGAGAAAAGGGGGACAAGUUUUUGUAAGGGAGAAAUAAGUGGUGCCUCUUGUUGUGUCCAGGUAUGCCAAAAAAGACUUUCCCACAUCUUGUCAUUGGAAACUGCCCCAUUUCACUGGACAUCUCUUCUUUCCAUUUGGGAGAACAAUCUAUACAGAUGGAAUAGAAUGGGUCAGAUGCAGAGAAUGAAAAUCCAUUCCCCAUGAGCUCAAGUCUUGUAUGAUAUAGUUGUGAAUCCACAAUUAGAAUUCUCUCUCUUUUUCUGUGUGUGUGUCUUUCUCUUUUUCCUGCUUCUGCCCUAUCUGCCAUCCCCUUUCUACUCUGCUCCUCUCAUUGUGCAGCUCAUAGAUCCCAGAACAGCUAAUUUAGCAGCUAAAACUCAACUGGGGAGGAAUAAAUCAUCCAGGGAAGCUAAAUUUCACCUGAAAUUCCAGUAGUUCCUACUGUGGAAGGUGUGGCUGGAAGGAAUGCAGGGGAGAAGGCUCCAAUAGAGUAACUAAAGUGGAGUCAGAGGGUGCUCUCACUGAAUAGCCAUGUGAAGGAGUGUAGAGAACCACUUCCUUGAGGCAUUUACUGACAAAUGUGCAGGGAGGGGAGAAGGGGUAUGAAAAAACAGUUGUUAAUUCAAGACCAAUCUCUGCAACCAUUUGUUACAUGAAUAGAUCACGUCACAUGUCCUAGUUGGUCGAUAGAUAACAAACAUCCAUGGCAUCUAAGCAAAAAUAAUUGGCAGAAGAGGCAAUCCAUUUGAAACAGAAUUUGCUCCUGAAAAAAAAGGAUGUGUUGACUUCUAGGCUUAUAGUGCUGCGGGGAGACAGUGUUUUGCCUACUUUUAAAAAAAACAGUCAUUGUCAUACAAUACAAUUAUAGAGACAUUGUCAGUCGUUCCCUGCACCCUCUCUCCUUUCCCUUCCCCUAGGUCUUUUUGUUGAUUUUGUUUUAUUAAUCUGGCCCAAAGAAAUGAAGACUCUUGGGGUAUUUCAGAGUAGGAUUGAUUUGUCUAUCUUUUAUUCUCACUAAGCUGUUUGUUUUUUUGUUAGCUUGAUUUGGCUUUUACAUAUUCCACAAUCAAGCAAAUCCAAGCUGCCAAAGGAGUGUGUUCACACUAAAGUGCCACCUUCUGUAGGUGAGUUUUCAUUCAUUUCGCUUGCAAACGGAGCUGGUUGAAACAUUUAAAAAAAUUGAAGAGUUUUGGUUUCUAAAUGGACCAAUUUUUUGGUUUUUAAUUUUUUUUUGGCAAUUUUUAAAAAUUAAAGUGCUUUCAAAAAUCAUGGUUUUGUAAAUAAAACUGGUCAAUUUUCAAAAUUCCUACCAUAUGACUAAGCUGACUAAUUAACAAUGGUAAAAGGGGGAAAAAUAAGAAAACACAGAAAA